Molecule: messenger RNA, 330 nt
Organism: Cynocephalus volans (Philippine flying lemur)
Lineage: Eukaryota; Metazoa; Chordata; Mammalia; Dermoptera; Cynocephalidae
Product: progonadoliberin-2
Exons: 3
Molecular function (GO): gonadotropin hormone-releasing hormone activity; gonadotropin-releasing hormone receptor binding
Source: RefSeq, a predicted model, not a curated record
AUGGCCAGCUCCAGACUGGGCCUUCUGCUACUGCUGCUGCUGCUGAUGGCCGUCCAUCCUGGACCUUCAGAGGCUUAGCACUGAUCCCAUGACUGGUACCCUGGAGGAAAGCGAGCCUCUAGCUCAGCCCAGGACCCUCAGAGUGCCCUUAAGCCCCCGGCAGGUAGCGCAGCCCAUACUGCCCAUGGCCUCCCAAGCGAUGCCCUGGCUGCCCCGGAGGACAGUGUGCCCUGGGAGGGCCAGACUGUGACCUGAUGUUUCCUCCACAGGAAGCAGCACCUGCUGACAUGCUCCAAGGUGGGCAGGCCCCUGGCUGCGGGGAAGAGGUGA